Messenger RNA from Sphaeramia orbicularis (orbiculate cardinalfish), 2943 nucleotides. RefSeq names its product DAZ associated protein 1 (gene dazap1). The transcript is spliced from 13 exons. Gene Ontology annotation, molecular function: mRNA binding. Gene Ontology annotation, cellular component: cytoplasm. Gene Ontology annotation, biological process: regulation of translation. NCBI's taxonomy places the organism in Eukaryota, Metazoa, Chordata, Actinopteri, Kurtiformes, Apogonidae. The record is from RefSeq and is a predicted model, not a curated record. The coding region runs from base 297 to 1640 and encodes 447 amino acids.
CAUUCCUGUUCUUGUCCCUCAUCCAGACCUUGUGCCUCCAUGUUUUUCCAUGCGGUGGGAUGGUGGCUCCGUGCUUUCCUUCAGAUCCUGCUGUGGGCCGGUUCUAACCCGUUAACGGGCUGGGGAGUCGGUGUAAUGUUCCUUUAAAGGCCGCUGCCCCCCGCAGCGUCGUCAUUGCGCAGAAACAGUUUGAACCAAAAAGCGGAGUGACCUUCCGCCGCUCUCAGUCUGAGAGGGGCAGCACUGAAGCAAUAAGCCGGUCACAGCUCCUAUACUCCCCCGCUUUAGCCUCAGAAAUGAACAACAACUUAGUCGGAGAUGAAGUCGGGAAACUUUUUGUGGGUGGAUUGGACUGGAGUACCACACAAGAAACACUGAGAAAUUACUUCUCACAGUACGGGGAAGUAGUAGAUUGUGUCAUCAUGAAGGACAAAACUACGAAUCAGUCGCGAGGCUUCGGCUUUGUCAAAUUCAAAGACCCAAACUGUGUACGGACAGUGCUGGAGACAAAGCCGCAUAAUCUCGAUGGAAGAAAUAUUGACCCGAAGCCAUGCACUCCCAGAGGAAUGCAACCUGAAAAGUCUCGAACCAAGGAGGGCUGGGGCAGCAAAGCCGAUAGCAAUAAAUCAAAGAAGAUAUUUGUAGGUGGAAUCCCCCAUAACUGCGGCGAGCCUGAACUCAGGGACUAUUUCAAUAGAUUCGGAGUGGUCACAGAGGUGGUAAUGAUCUAUGAUGCGGAGAAGCAGAGGCCCCGAGGUUUUGGAUUUAUUACUUUCGAGGCCGAACAAUCAGUGGACCAGGCUGUCAACAUGCAUUUUCACGACAUCAUGGGCAAAAAAGUGGAAGUAAAGAAGGCCGAACCUCGUGACAGCAAAGCUCCUGGCCAGCUUGGCCCUGGCCAGUGGGCACCCAGGGGCAUCUUGAGUGCAGCUAAUGGUUGGACAGCACAGCCUGCCCAGGGCUGGCAACAGCCUUACGGGCCACAGGGAGUGUGGGUAUCAACUACUGGCCAGCCCAUAGGAGGGUAUGGACCUCCGUUGACAGCAGGCCGAGGAACCCCCACACAGCCCCCCUCACCUUUUAACGCAUUCCUGGUCACGACCCCAGCGGGCAGCUUUGCUGCACCUCAGGGCUACCCUCAACAGGGCUACAGCACAGCACCUCAGUUUGCAGGUUACAGUUUUGGCACACCACAAGCAGACCAGUAUGCCCCACAGGUUCCUCCUCCGCCCACCACUCCAGGAACUGCACCUCUGGGCUUUGCCCCCGCCACCACACCAACUCAGGACUUGAGCAAAGCUCCCACUGGGCAGCCCGACUUCCCUUAUAGCCAGUAUGGCUUGGGUAACUACCCUCAGGACCCCUCUGCCUACGGACCAACGCGUCCUUCUCACAGUUAUGGUCAGGAUGAGCAGGGAGGAUAUAGUGCAGCUAAAGGGGUGAGAAAAGAAAGAAGAUGUAAGGAAGAACAAGAUGACAGUAAUUCCCAAUUUUUUUCUCAUAUUCCUCUGUUCCGUGGUCCUGUUACGGCCGCGCUGUUCUUCAGAUUCCUCGGAUUUGUUCUGCGCCCCAAAAUCUACUCAUAUGACAACCUUUCCUUUCUCUCUCUCUUUCUCUCUUUUUGUGUUUUUUUUUUUUAAUGACAGUCUUCUGUUUUAUAAGAGAUGGUUAAAACCUAAAGUUAUCACCAGGGCGGGGGGGAAUAAACAGUCACCACUACUGGCUCUUUGGCAGCAAAUCAGUCUGUCUUCUGCAUCUAAACGGCUGUUUGACUUUGAAUUCUGGGAUGCACCAGCCAUUUUUACAGGCAGAUUGAUUUCCUUCCCUGGGUGUCACUGUUUUCCCUGUUUGUGUGCAGGGAGAUGGUGCCAUCCUCUGUCCACAGAAGAACAUUGAUCAUUUAAGUGAAACAAGUCACGCUUUUCCUCAAUGAAGCCACAUUAAAGUGUCACAACACAUUAAACUUGAAUUAUUCUAAAUGUACGGAGCAUUAUUUUAAACAAAUUCAACACUAAAUGGCUCAUUGAAGGAAUACAGUCUUUAAUUAUAGAGGAAAAAUCCACCUCGAAACAGAACGUGUAUUGGUUCAUUUAUUGAUCUCAUCAUAUUUUUAUCAAUCAACUAAGAAAAUUACAAAUUGACAAGAUGCUGGGACAUAACAGAGGAUCUAAUGUCAUAAUAAUCUUCUUAGUUUUGAUGUAUUUUCUAACAAAAUUGCGCAGGCCAGUAUACCAGAUGAACAGCUUUGUCAGUUGUACCCACCACAUACUGAAUCAAAAUCCCUUUAUUUAUACCUUUGGGUUCAUUUGUUUCACAGGGACAUGAUAACAUCCACAACAGAUAAAAACAAAACCAUAUAACAUUCAACAUAAUAGUAACAAUAGUACAUAAUAAAACAUGAAAAAAAAAAUACUCCAGGUUCCACGGAUCAGGACAUACACGAGAAACAAACAUGAAUAAAUGAUUAAUAACUGAAAUAACGUUGAAUUAAAAAAAAAAGUAGAUCACAGUAAAAACAACAAAGCUAACACCUAAGUGAACAUAUGAUAUAAUAUUCUGUUAGAAGACUCCUUCAAACUGUUGUAACAUUACAGUAACAAUUUAAUACCCACAAUUUAGUCAACAGUAGAGACGAGAGGAGCUUUAGAUUUUAAAAGGUUAUUAAUGUUUAUUUGCUGUUUUGUAGUUUGCAUUAAAAAAGGAGGCUAACUUUAUAUAGCUUUGGAAACAAGUUUUAUGCCUGUGAUUUUCCAUCGAAAUUAACUAUAAUAGUCCUUCAAAUGGCCUUUAAUAAAAUUUUAAUUGGAAUAUUAAUUGGUUCUAAAUAGUUUUUCAGCAUCAGAUGUUAAUUCAUAUGUUACUUGUUACUGAAAAAAAAAAAGUAUCCUCACUAAAUUUAUAAAGCAAACAUUUUUCUGUUUUGCCGGGUUUUUGUGAUUUUAU